Messenger RNA from Carcharodon carcharias (great white shark), 1904 nucleotides. Its product is annotated as transmembrane protein 182-like. The record is from RefSeq and is a predicted model, not a curated record. The coding region runs from base 156 to 1136 and encodes 326 amino acids. The transcript is spliced from 7 exons. NCBI's taxonomy places the organism in Eukaryota, Metazoa, Chordata, Chondrichthyes, Lamniformes, Lamnidae. Gene Ontology annotation, cellular component: membrane.
UUAUAAAUGUGAGCGAGACAGUGAGGCGCGUUUCGCGCGCGCACAGAGAGAUAGGCGUUUCAAAGCUGUGGUAAACACAGAAGUGCAGUCAACUGCUGGGUUGAGGGAGGGCGGCGAUAGUGAGGGACUUUCCACACACACAUCGGAGCGACACCAUGAAGCAGCUUCGACUGAUCUUGAACUGUGCGCGGCUGAGCGCUGCGACCGCCUUGAUUCUCUUCUUCUUAACUUCGUGCACCAAUUACUGGCUCCACGCGGUGACCCAGCCGUUCCUGAACGACACCGAGACGUCCUCCAAUUCAACUGGAAUUAAUCAGCCAUUUUCUAUGAAUAAAUCAGCUCCCCAGGAAGAGGAACAAUCUUCGACUCAUCAAGCGAGACCCAACCUGGACACAGCCUUAGUGAUUCCAACCAGUUCAACUGGGACAAACCAGGAACACUUCAAUGGGAAAGAAAAUUCACUUGGAAUGAAUCAACCAUCUCCUACAAAUGAACCAGUUGACUGGGAAAAGGCAUAUUAUCAGGCUCGUAGAAAGCUGAACAAGCACAGAAUCUUAUUUGUUAAGCAGCUGAGUCUGACUUACCAUCAUGAGGGUUUCUUCUGGAGAUGCUGGUUCACAGAUCAAAAGGUAGAAGCUACAAUCUCAAAAUUUAUAUUUGUUAACCAACCACCUUCGAAAUGCUGCUUACAUGCUUAUCAUUCUCCAUUUCCAAGCACCGUAGGGAAAACCUCCUCUGAAUUUGAAUCUGCGAUAGUCUAUCGUCGUUUGUGGAGUACGCUGAUGUUUUUGGCAGUAAUAUUUAUUACAAUUGGAUGCAUAAUCAUUACUUUGAAAGCGUUUUCUGAAACUUACCAGAUGUAUAAAAUUGUGGGGGCCAUAUUUUUGCUGUCUGGUACUUUGAAUGCACUGUCAAUCAUCAUGUAUGCCUAUUGGAUAUCAGCUGUACGUCAAAUGAUGGCUGCAGAUGAAAUGACUAUACAAGUCAAUACAGGUUUAAACAUUGGCAAGACUGAAGUGAAAUAUGGCUGGUCUUUCAUGGCAGCUCCUGUUGGAAUAUUAUUCUCUUUGAUUGCAGGCUUGUCGUUCUUGAAAGUAACUGGUAUUGCUUACAAGGAAAGCAGUAGCAUCAUUUAAGUGUAUAUACUACACAACCAAACACAAAACAUGAAAUGUAUCAAGAUAUUUUAUCCUGUUAAAAUAUAAAAAGAUGUUAAUGUGAUAAUCUGACAUUUGCUUGUAUUCAAUAAUUAUUCUGUAGCUUCUGAAUUUUAACUGCAUCUUCAGUUUUUAAUAUUGUAUGACAUGUUUAAUGUUGCUACACAGAUAUAGCUGGUGUGAUUUGCUUCAAUUGUCUUAUGUAAUUUUUAAGAUCAUGUAUUAGGGUCUCAUAACAUCGUUGUGGGGAGUAAAGAGUUAUUAUGAUUUGCUGGAGAGGAAGUCAUUAUAGCCGAUAAACCCAAGCUGUUUUCGAGUUGUAUUUUGUUUUCCUUACCCUGUACUUGCCCACUAAAUGGCAGACAAAACACACCUGGCCAGCUGCAGCUGUAUUUUGUUUUUCUUUAUUUUUUUCAUGCUAGGCCAGCAUUGAUUGCCUAUCCCUAAUUGCCCUUGAGAAGGUAGAGGUGAGCUGUUACCUUGAACCGCUGCAGUCCAUUUGGUGUAGGUACAACCACAGUGAUGGGUUAUACAAAACAUGGAAAAAAAAUUCUCUUUGUUUUGUAAUUAUUUGAGUGUGGUAUAAAGAUUUUGUUUUAAAAGAAAAAGUUGUACAUCAUUAUAUUGAGAUACACAGUUGAAAGGCAUUGUUUAAUUACCUAGAGCAUUUGUAAACCUGGGGGUAAUAGGUAAAUAGCAGACAUAUGUAAUGUUACAUUCUGUAAAUAAACCCAUUAUUAAGAAAAA